Messenger RNA from Acaulospora morrowiae, 927 nucleotides. Lineage: Eukaryota; Fungi; Glomeromycota; Glomeromycetes; Diversisporales; Acaulosporaceae. The record is from the annotation of a GenBank genome assembly.
GUGAGAGAGCAAACGGGAAUUGUGAUUCUUCCUAAGAAUCUUAAAAAGGUCACAGAGCAUCGAUAUGUAAUGGUCGGUGGAUUGCAUGUCUGUAAUAUUUUUUUGACAUGUGUUCAUGAUAUCAUACCAGUUCACGAGAGUUUGGAGAAUGAUAUGUGGAAAAAGUUUGAUUAUAAGGAGCUUGAUAAGCUUGAUUAUCAAUUAAUAUAUUCCUUGAGAGCGGUAUAUGAUGAUAUUAAAUAUAAUAUUCGUAGUCUUAGGAUAAAUAAUAGAAGUAUGAAGAAAAAAAUGAUGAAUGGUGAUAAUAAAAAGAGAGCACGUAGUGAAUCUGAUGAUGAUGAUUCCUCCGAUGACUCUAGAAGAAUCUCUGAUGACUCAAAGAGAGUCAAUAUCGUGGGUCUCUUAAUUGUCAAGAUGAAAGAGUUUAACGUUGUUGAGUUACUCGGUGCUAGUAUACCCACUAUUCGUCCGAAGGAAACCAAGUUGAUCAUUGUGACAGGAGCGAUCGCGAUGGCACGAACACUUGAUGGUGAAUUGCGAUUAUAUCAGGGUGAUUCGAAAAAAUAUGCAUUCUUCUUUCAAACUUAUCUUGAUACGAUUUUAUUCACAAAUGUGAUGAUUCCAGAUGAAGAUGGAGAAGUCUUGAAGAUGCUUGAUGAUGAAUUAAAUAAGCUUGAGUUUCCAUUUGAUGUCGCGAAGGUGAUAUAUCUGAAACCAUCUUGUGAUAAGAUGUUAGAGCGUUACAGGAUUCGUGAACUUAAUGAGUAUGUGAAGGGUGAUGGUGUGGAUGUGGGUUAUGAUGAUGAUUAUCUUAUCGCAAUUUAUGAUCAAUAUGACUUGUGUAUGGAGAAGAUGUAUUCGAGUUAUAUGAUGGUUGUAAAUGAUGAUGAAGGAUAUGAUGCAAUUUUAAAUCAAAUUGUUAUUUAA